AUGGCCAAUCUCAGUCGCGUGCUGGCUCUGUGUGCCGCUGCUGUCACGCUCGCAAGUGCUGCUACCCACUACGAGUACAAGACGAUCGAUGUGGACUACAACUUCGAUGAGAACGAAGACUCUCCACGCAGCGUCAUCAUGAUGAUCCCGGACGGCACGGGUCCUAACAUCUUCACGCUCGCACGCACAGUGCUCGACCCUACUCUCGAGACUCGUCUACACAUUGACCCUCACCUUAUGGGAACGGUGCAAACACACUCGUCUACCAGCUAUAUCACGGACUCCGCGUCGUCUGCGACGGCCUACUCGACGGGUUACAAGACGUACGACUCGGCUAUCGCUGUUGAUACGUACGAACAGCCUUUGGGUACGGUCCUGGAGGCUGCCAAGGCUCGUGGCAUGGUGACUGGUAUGAUCGCUCGUGGCAUGGUGACUGGUAUGAUCGUAACCUGCCGUGUAACCCACGCAACACCGGCAUCAUUUGCUGCGCACGUACUCGACCGGGACUCGGAAGACGAUAUUGCUGCACAGUAUGUUGCUAACAAGAAGCUGGACUUCUUGCUUGGUGGUGGCAAGAAAUAUUUCAAUGACUCGAUGUUCGAAGAUCUGAAGGCGAAUGGUUACACGGUGGCAAACAACUACCAGGACCUACUGGACUACCAGUCCGCCAACGCUGACACGGGUGCACUUCGUUUGUUUGGGCUCUUUAAGGACAGCCACAUGUCGUACGAGGUUGACCGCCUGCGUGAACUUGCUGGAAAUGACACUACGAUACGUGAGCCCAGUCUCCCGGAGAUGGUGGACAUUGUGUUGGGUCUUCUACGCAAGAACGAACAGGCUAAAAAACAUGGAUACUUCGUGAUGAUCGAAGGCUCUCGUGUCGAUCACGCCGGUCACUCGAACGAUCCCGGUACUAUGGCGAAGGAAGCGAUUGCCUUUGACGAGACGGUUGCUGUAGUGUUGGACCACGUGGAACAGACUCCCAACACGGCAAUGCUGUCAGCUGCUGACCACGGUACUGGUGGUCUUACGCUUGGUCGCAGUGGCAUGGAAUAUCCGUAUCCUUGGUAUCCAACCCAAUUGCAGCAGCAAAAUAUGUCGACCGAGGCGAUGCAAGAGCGUCUCGAUGAGAUUCUGGCGAGCGACGAGUGUGCUAUCGAAGCUAACGAAACGUGCAAGGCUGUUCUACUGGAAACGUCCAAGAUGAUGCUGGCUAACUACACCAACGUGACUUCUGUCACAGAUGGUGACGUCGCGAAGCUCGUGACUGAAAUCGCCGCUGCUGUUGACGAGACUCGCGAUCUGUACUUCGUUCUGAUUGAAUUGGGUCACAUUAUUAGUGCGCCUGCCUGGAUUGGCUGGACGACCGUGGGUCACGUUGGAACGGAUGUGAACUUGUAUUGCAAGGGUCCGAUGAUCUUCGAACGCAUGUGCAAGGGUGUGCACGAAAACGUUUACCUGAACAAGCUGAUGACGACGUUCUUGGGUCUGGAACACCAGCAGGAGCUGGAGACGAUGAAGCACCGCAACAUUUCGGUGCUGGAGAAACCGCUCAAUUUUUGA
Phytophthora nicotianae INRA-310 is the source of this 1563-nucleotide messenger RNA. RefSeq lists its product as hypothetical. Bases 1 to 1563 code for a protein of 520 amino acids. NCBI's taxonomy places the organism in Eukaryota, Oomycota, Peronosporomycetes, Peronosporales, Peronosporaceae. Gene Ontology annotation, biological process: dephosphorylation. The transcript has 2 exons. Gene Ontology annotation, molecular function: alkaline phosphatase activity. The record is from RefSeq and is a predicted model, not a curated record.